UAUGCCUCAUGACACAUUUCUUAGAAUAUUGAAAAAAGGACCAUUCCAUAUAUCUCUUUCAAAAACACUUGCUAGCCAUUUAAUUCAUAUUUUAGCAACUCUACAUAAUCAUUAGAUUGCUCAUUGUGACAUUAAGCCAGAGAAUAUAUUGAUUGCUGCAGAUUAUAAAGUGAAAUUAUGUGAUUUUGGCUUUGCUCGAAUUACCUAAUAGUUAUCAAGACCUCCUGGAGGAACACCUGGAUAUACAGCACCAGAAAUUUAUAAAGGAAAUAAUUUAGAUUUAUUUAAAUGUGACAUUUUUGCCCUAGGAGUAGUAAUAUUCAUUAUAGUGAUGGGAUUUCCUCCAUUUUAGAGCAAUGAUCCAACUUUGAGAGACUAAUGGUGGAAUAUGAUACUUAAUAAAUAAUAUGACAUUUUUUGGAAGAAAUGCGAGUAAUAUCGAUAGCAAAAGUAUCCCUUAGAAUUUAAAGAUAUGAUUAUGCAAAUGUUAGAGCCUGAUCCUGAUAAAAGAAUUAAUAUUACUUAAUUAAGUCAGCAUUCUUUUUUAUAAAAUGGUGCAUCAAUUGAAUAAAUAGUUUAGGAACUUCAAAAGAGAGUCAAAAAGUGA
This is a messenger RNA of Paramecium primaurelia, 607 nucleotides long. The record is from the annotation of a GenBank genome assembly. NCBI's taxonomy places the organism in Eukaryota, Ciliophora, Oligohymenophorea, Peniculida, Parameciidae.